CCACCGACAGCUCUCCCUCCCCUUUCUCCCCCCCCUUCAAAGUUUUCUUAGGAGUGGGGAGAGGGGUUGGGGAGGAAGAGGGUCCAGCCAGCCCCCGUCCUUACCCUCUCCCUGUCUAACUCACCCCCGCCUCCCUUCCCCUCCAUCCCCUGCGCGCCGCUGCCCCUCCGGAGCAGCGCUCCGAACUGACAAUUGGAGCGCGGCUCCUUUAAGAGCCCGGCUUUGCCUCCCGGUAGCUGAAGGUCAUUAAACACAAAAGCUCUCAGCGCUGCGGUCCAAUAUAGCGCAUGCGCCCUGCCCGAGGACUGGCAGAGAGACGGCAAUAUGGCGAGAAUGCCUGGCAGCGGGGACUGUAACACCAGCGCGGGCGGCAGCGCCAGCGCCGCCGCCGCCGCCGCCGAGAACAAUGGGGAGCGGGGCGAGGGCGAGCGCGGUGCGGGGGGCCGCGGCCGCCGCCACGGCCGCCCGCACUACUGCAGCGCGGGCGAGGAGGAGGAGGAAGAGGAGGAGGACGACGAGAUCCAGGAGGUGCAGAUAACGGGGGACGAGGAGGAGGAGGACGGAGGUGGGGGGCUGGAGGAGGACGAGGAGGAGGAAGAGGAGGAGGAAGAGAUGGGGCUGGACUGGGAUGAGCCCCUGGAACCCGAGGACUCGGCCGGGGAGGAGCUGGAACCCGAGCCGGUCCAUAUGAUCAAUAUGGACCAGAGCGCCGCGCUGGAGCCCGAGGCGCCGCCGCGAUUGCUGGCGCCCCGGGCCCGCGGCGGGCCGCCCGGGGACAGCGCCGAGCUGGACCCCGACGUGCUGCAGCGCCCCGAGCGGGCCCGGCUGAGCGAGAACACCCGGCUGGCCACCCGCUACGCCGUGCGCAUCUUCCGGGAGUACCUGAGCGAGAAGGCGCAGAGCCCGGACUUCGAGACCAUGGACAAGGGGGCGCUGUGCCGCGUGCUGCGCUCUUUCUACGCCGAGGCCCGCUCCAAGAGCGGCCAGCUCUACAGCAAGUCGUCGCUCAUCAGCAUCCGCAGCUCCCUCAACCGCUACCUCAACGAGCCCCCGUACUGCCGCACGCUCGACCUCACCAAGGACCCCGAGCUGCGCAGCGCCAACCUGACGCUGGCCGCGGUCAUCCGCAAGCUCGAGGAGCAGGGCGCCGGGCCCGUGGUGCAGAAGCAAGCCAUCACGCGUGCCGACCUGCGCAAGCUGUACACCUCCAGCGUCUUCAGCACCAACACGCCCUUCGGGCUGCUCAACAAGGUCUGGUUCGAGACGUGCAUGUACUUCUGCACGCGCGGCCGCGAGAACCAGCGCGAGCUGGAGGAGGACUCCUUUGGGCUGGCUAUGGACGAGGACGGCCGCAAGUUCGUCUACUUUAAGUCCCUCGGGCCCUACCACAAGUCGCGCUCGUCGUCGUGGAGCAAGAAGCGUGCCGAGAGCAGCGACGAGGAGAACUUGCCCCGCAUGUACGAGACGGGCACCGAGUUCUGCCCCUACGCCAGCUUCGUAAAGUACCUGUCGAAGCGCAACCCCCUCUGCAAGGCGUUCUUCCAGCGGCCCCGGGACCACUGCAGCGAGGGCGAUGUGACCUGGUACGAGAACAAAGCCAUCGGCAAGAACUUGCUGGGCACCAGGAUGCAGAUGCUCUCGAAGGCGGCCAAGCUCUCCAAGACCUACACCAACCACUGCAUCGGCGCCGUCUCCAUCGCCACGCUCAACAGCAUCGCGGGCAUCGGCACCAAACUGGGCUCGUUUUUUUUUUUUUUUCACCCCUCCCACCACCACCGCCCCCAGCCGCCCUCGCUGGGGAACACCUAUAUCCUCCCCAAAGACAGCCAGGUCGGGCCCGACGUGAAAUCCGAGGCUGCGCCCAAGCGCGCUCUGUACGAGUCGGUGUUCGGGUCGGGGGAUAUCUGCGGCCCCUCUUCCCCCAAAAGACUUUGUAUCCGCCCCUCGGAGCCUGUGGAUGCGGUGGUGGUGGUUUCCGUGAAACACGACCCCCUGCCUCUUCUUCCAGAAGCCAAUGGGCACAGAAGCACCAAUUCUCCCACAGUAGUUUCACCUGCUAUUGUUUCCCCCACCCAGGACAGUCGACCCAAUAUGUCAAGACCUCUGAUCACUAGAUCUCCUGCGUCUCCACUGAACAACCAAGGCAUCCCUACUCCAGCACAGCUCACAAAGUCCAAUGCGCCCGUCCACAUUGAUGUGGGCGGCCACAUGUACACCAGCAGCCUGGCCACCCUCACCAAAUACCCCGAAUCAAGAAUCGGAAGACUUUUUGAUGGUACAGAACCCAUUGUUUUGGACAGUCUCAAACAGCAUUAUUUCAUUGACAGAGAUGGACAGAUGUUCAGAUAUAUCUUGAAUUUUCUACGAACAUCAAAACUCCUCAUUCCUGAUGAUUUCAAGGACUACACUUUGUUAUAUGAAGAGGCAAAAUAUUUUCAGCUUCAGCCCAUGUUGUUGGAGAUGGAAAGAUGGAAGCAGGACAGAGAAACUGGUCGCUUUUCAAGGCCCUGUGAGUGCCUAGUGGUACGUGUCGCCCCAGACCUCGGAGAAAGGAUCACGCUCAGUGGUGACAAAUCCUUGAUAGAAGAAGUGUUUCCAGAGAUCGGCGACGUGAUGUGUAACUCUGUCAACGCAGGCUGGAAUCACGACUCAACGCAUGUCAUUAGGUUUCCACUGAAUGGCUACUGUCACCUCAACUCGGUCCAGGUCCUCGAGAGGUUGCAGCAGAGAGGAUUUGAAAUCGUGGGCUCCUGCGGGGGAGGCGUGGACUCGUCUCAGUUCAGCGAGUACGUCCUGCGGCGGGAGCUGCGGCGGACGCCCCGCGUGCCGUCCGUCAUCCGGAUAAAGCAGGAGCCUCUGGACUGAACGGACAGAUUUAUGCAAAAAGGAAAAAAGAAAACCGUACACAACAAAUAACAAAGAAGGGACAUUUAUGUGCAGUUGGGACAGCAAACCAAGUCCUGGACCUAAAAUUGAAUAAAAAGACACAUUUAUAUCCAAUAGAGACCACACCUGUAUUCAUAUGGGAACAAUUGGAAUAGUGGUAUCCUCAAGGUGUAAAAAAAUAUAUAAAUAUAUAUAUAUGUCAAAAGGUAGGAAAUGCAAAAAAAGGAAAAAAAAAAGUUUAAAAAAGGUGGUAGCUGCAGUUGGUGCUGUGAUGGCCGUGAAGUGUCCUGGGCCUCCCGAGGCCCCUGACCAGUGUACAAGCCAUGAGCAGUGAGGACGCAUCUCCUUACGGUUUCCAUUGCCAACAGCCAUCCAUUGUUUCCUUUUCCUUUGUCUUUCUUUUUCCUUUUUUUUUUUUUUUUAAAAAAACAACAACAAAACACCUUGAAUCGAGUUUAUUUGCAUACGGAGGUUUCCUGUGCUCUCUUGUAGGCGGGACUGGGCAGGACUUCAGAAAAACUCAUGAGCACACUGUAUUCGAAAGACAUUAGACGUGAAAUUUUACAUGUAGUUUGUACAGAAGUCACACUUUUUUGUCCGCCUCACAGAUGUGAACAUUACUUUGUUUUUAAACUGAUCAGUUUUGCAAAGGGGCCAGAAUUAUUACUUGUUAGAGUUGCUCCAGUUUGAGUCUGCUGCUUUCCUACAAUUUUUCAAAUUUUAUAAUGUAUUAAAUACAAUAAACUCUGUUUAAAAAAUAA
This is a messenger RNA of Ailuropoda melanoleuca (giant panda), 3647 nucleotides long. RefSeq names its product potassium channel tetramerization domain containing 1 (gene KCTD1). The record is from RefSeq and is a predicted model, not a curated record. Gene Ontology annotation, molecular function: protein binding. Gene Ontology annotation, biological process: protein homooligomerization. Lineage: Eukaryota; Metazoa; Chordata; Mammalia; Carnivora; Ursidae.